Anthostomella pinea is the source of this 336-nucleotide messenger RNA. NCBI's taxonomy places the organism in Eukaryota, Fungi, Ascomycota, Sordariomycetes, Xylariales, Xylariaceae. The record is from the annotation of a GenBank genome assembly.
AUGAGCGGCGGUUUCUACAAGUACCGCUGCAAAAACUUCUAUACCUACAAUUGUCAGAACUGGGUGUAUAUGAAUAACGCAGCAUGUUCCAGCUGCACCGCAGAUGGGCGAGACGAGACUAAAGCUCCGGCCUGGAGAGUCUCGAGAGACAUCUGCGUCCCUCGCGCUGAAGGGGGUGUCCUGUAUUACACCCUCAUGGAGGUUGUCGCCACGGGCGAGGCUGGCCCGAACUACUGGCAACUUCGAUACAAGGCCAACCAGCAGCCCCAAGCUUCGGUCGUCGUCACGACCAGUGCCACUCCUGGGGUGGCGAUCCCAGCUACUACGACCCACUGA